Messenger RNA from Tricharina praecox, 1124 nucleotides. RefSeq names its product 3' exoribonuclease family, domain 1-domain-containing protein. Gene Ontology annotation, cellular component: nuclear exosome (RNase complex); cytoplasmic exosome (RNase complex); nucleolus. The transcript has 2 exons. Gene Ontology annotation, biological process: poly(A)-dependent snoRNA 3'-end processing; U4 snRNA 3'-end processing; nuclear mRNA surveillance. The record is from RefSeq and is a predicted model, not a curated record. Lineage: Eukaryota; Fungi; Ascomycota; Pezizomycetes; Pezizales; Pyronemataceae. The coding region runs from base 69 to 920 and encodes 283 amino acids.
CGGAUAGACACGCGCAACCCACCUGCAAUCCACCUCCACCACACAGCCACCACUACAGCACGGCAAAGAUGGCAAUGGCCGACAGACGACGAAUAAACGGCCCGAGCAGCACAACCACCACCCCAGUGUUCCUCCCAUCACCCGCGCAACCCCCAGCGCGCUGCGCACCCACAGAGCUCCGCAAAAUCUUCCUCAAGACCUCCCUCACCCCUCCCGCGACGGGCAGCGCCUUCCUCGAGCUCAGCCUCCCGAGCACCCUCAAGCUGACCGCAAGCGUGUACGGACCCCGGCCGCUCCCUCCAUCCGCCGUCUUCUCCCCGCACGCAUGCAUCACAGCGGAGCUAAAAUUCGCGCCGUUCUCUACGCUCGGUGCGCGGCGGGGCUAUGUGCGCGACGCGCUGGAACGCGACCUCUCGGCGCAGCUGCAGGUGGCUCUCUCCCGCGCCAUAAAGACCGCUGCCUACCCGAAGUCUGGCAUCGACGUCUUCGUUACGGUACUCGACUGUGAGGGCGCCAUUGAUGAUGAGGGCUUGGGCGCUAUGCAGGCGCUCGCUGGCGCGAUCACCUGCGCGUCGGCUGCGGUUGCGGAUGCCGGCAUCGAGUGUGUGGAUCUGGUGAGUGCGGGCAUUGCGGCGCUCGUCGAGGUGCCCGGGGAUGAGGGGUUGCUCACGGUAUUGGAUCCGAGCCCGCUUGAUGGCUAUGAUGUUAAGGCUGCGGCGUUGGUGGCGUAUAUGGCCGGUAGAGAUGAGAUCUCGCUCUUGUGGGUUAGGGGGGAGGUCGAGGGAAGCGUGUUUGACGGCGUGGUGGACAGUGCUGUGCAGGUGGCUGCGGGCGUGAGGGCGGUGGUCAAUGAGGCGGUUAAGGAGCGAGUGGUGUUGGCGGUGAAGGCCGGUACGGCAGAUGUGGAUAUGAGUGGAUAGAAGCAUGGAUGGUGGGAGAAAAUUGGGCUGGCUUUCGGAGUUGGUGGUUGCUUUGUGUUUGUUAAUGCUAUCUGGAUGACCUGGUGCGAGAUUGACGAUCAAUUUCCAUAGCGAUUGGCUGGAUGGUAAUGACUCUCUCACCGCCGAUACUAGCCACCUACUUUACCAUCGAAACACAUUUGAUAGCAUAUGGCAAAAAUCAUG